Pelobates cultripes (western spadefoot toad) is the source of this 411-nucleotide messenger RNA. The record is from the annotation of a GenBank genome assembly. NCBI's taxonomy places the organism in Eukaryota, Metazoa, Chordata, Amphibia, Anura, Pelobatidae.
AUGGCCCGUACCAAGCAGACAGCCCGCAAAUCCACCGGAGGGAAGGCUCCUAGGAAGCAGUUGGCCACCAAGGCUGCCAGGAAAAGCGCUCCUGCUACCGGUGGUGUCAAGAAACCUCACCGUUACCGCCCUGGCACGGUAGCUCUUCGGGAAAUCCGCCGCUAUCAGAAAUCCACUGAGCUGCUGAUCCGCAAACUGCCCUUUCAGCGCCUGGUCCGUGAGAUCGCCCAGGACUUCAAAACCGAUCUGCGCUUCCAGAGCUCUGCUGUCAUGGCCCUUCAAGAGGCUAGCGAGGCUUACCUGGUUGGGCUCUUCGAGGAUACCAACCUGUGUGCCAUCCAUGCCAAGAGAGUGACCAUCAUGCCCAAAGAUAUCCAGUUGGCUCGCAGGAUCAGAGGAGAACGCGCUUAA